Propithecus coquereli (Coquerel's sifaka) is the source of this 1303-nucleotide messenger RNA. RefSeq names its product RNA binding motif protein 43 (gene RBM43). The transcript is spliced from 4 exons. The coding region runs from base 1 to 1083 and encodes 360 amino acids. Lineage: Eukaryota; Metazoa; Chordata; Mammalia; Primates; Indriidae. Gene Ontology annotation, molecular function: nucleic acid binding. The record is from RefSeq and is a predicted model, not a curated record.
AUGUACUUUGGACUGUACAAUCGAGAAAAUGCAUCAGUUUUGAAUGUCAAGGAAUCCAAAGCUUCUGAAAGGACAAUUGUAGUUGGUGGUUUUCCAGUUGACCUUUUAAGUGCUCGAUCAUUGGUCUUACUAGUGAAGAGUUACUUCCAAGAUAUUAAGAAUGAAGGUGGAGAAGUUGAAGAUGUGAUAUAUCCAACAAGAACCAAGGGAAUUGCGUAUGUAAUAUUCAAAGAAAAAAAAGUUGCAGAGAACGUCAUCAGACAGAAGAAGCACCAGCUAGCAGGGCAGGUUGGAGGUGUUGGUUUCCAGGUCUCUCGCUUUGGUGUCGAGGUCUUCAGCUCUGUAAAUGCUGUCCUUGAUCUGUCUGUUUUUCGGAGUCAAGUUAUUCUACAGAAUCUGGUAACGGAUUUGAAAAAGAAAAUCCCAACUUUAAGCUUCAGUCCUUUGAAACCCAAUGGAAGAAUCUCCGUGGAAGGAUCAUUUCUGGAUAUCAAGGAGCUCAAAGAGUGUUUGCUAUUAAAAGCAAGGUUUCUUUUAGAUAAAACCAGCAAUUUUACCAGUGAGGGUGGAAAAUGGAAUAGACAAAGCCCCCAAAGGAAUCUACAGAAAAGUCAUAAGUCUUUGGAGUCACUCAGGGCCUUAGUACCUGAGACAGCUAGAAGCAGAGAAAUGCUUGUGCUCGACACAGAUAUUUUUCUUUACCUGAAACAGAAGUGUGAAUUUUAUAAAAGCACACUGAAGAAAUUCCAUGUUCUAAGUCAGGAGAGAGAGGAUGGGGGAAUCACCACAAUUUGUCUGGAACCAGUUUGUUCUCAGCCCAAUGCGACGAAACGUGUAAAAGAGCUCAUUGAGAAACAGUCAUGUGCUCUUCACUUAAAGCUUAGGAAAGAGACAUUCAUUUUGGAAGGAAGGGAAAAUAGAGAGAAAAGAGAAAUCGAGCAGGCAUGUAAACAGUUAAGUUCGAGGUACCCUGAGGUUCUGAUUAACUUUCACAUGACGCAUGUCGACAUUAUAGGAUCUUCUUCUGACACUUACCUAUUUAAAAAAGAGGUCAUGAAAUUAAUAGGGGAAAAGGUUAGUUAGUACAACCUCAGCAACAGUAAUGAUAAUGGCUGCUUUCCCUUACUGAGCAGGGACCGUGCUGUAUACGAGGCUAGCUUUACACACCUUAUCUCAUUUAGUCCUCAUGACCAUCCUUCAUCAUGCCAGGGGAAGAAAGCAGGAGUUGGAGCUGUUGAACACUUACCUGAAGUUAUCCACCUGAUGAGAAAUGAGGCUGGGGCUUCACCCAGUCUAUCUGAUU